CCCGCAAUAAACUACUUAAUGAGAUGUAUUUAGACAUUUUAGGUGGAAAUAAAUUAUUUAAUGGGGUGCGCAAAAAAUUAGGGCGAAAGUGUUUUGAAGAACGAAAGGAAUACAAAAUUAAAAUGUUGCGUAUGAAAUAAAUGUAUUAUCUCAACAAAUUAAAAAUUUUAACUAAUUUAAAGACUAUUGUUAAAUUUAUUUUUUUUAUAAAGAUGACUUAACACAAAUUUUAAAAUAAAAGUCUGAUGACUAUUUUAGAGGGGAAAUUGAGCCAAAGAACCCCCAAAGAAAGAGCCAUGGCGGAAGGCGGAGGAGAGGGGAAGAAGAGGGUGGUGGUGGAGUCGUUGGGAUGGCUGACGGAAUCCUCCAUCAUGCCGAGGAAACACCGCGCCAUCCACGGCGUUGGUCCCUCGUCAAUCAUCGAUCUCAAGGCUCAGCUCUACAAGUCCCAGGAGGAGUCCAAACGCCUCUCCAAGGAAACAAUCUCCGCCACCGACCCGAAAUAUUCACACCUUCAAGUCCACCGCGCAAGGGAUAAAAUUUCCCCCCACGACCCCUUCUCCGGCAAGAAUUCCGGCGUUGAUGCUCGAGCUACCAAGGACAAGCUUGAGCUGAAAGCUGCCAAUGAUGGGACAAAUAGCUAUGCUGCUUUGGAGAAAAAAGCUGAACUGUAUGAAAAGCUAGUGAGGGGAGAGCUUUCUGAUGAAGAAGAUAAAGAGAAGUACUGUGUUGAUUUCUUCCGCAAAGGCAUAGAGCAAGAAGACUCGGCAAAACAGUCUCAGCUGCAGCAUGAUACUUCAUGCUCAGAAACACCUGAUGAAGAUCAUGGCCCUAUGCUGACUGAUAAUAUAAAACCUCUGGGAUUUGGGCGUGUUUCAGGCACAAUAGACAGAAGUGAGCAUAAGCGGUUUGUUAUGGAAGUGCAUGAAGAAGCGAGUGAGGCUAGGCAAAAAGCAUCUGAACUGAAAAUGCGCAGGGAAGAACAAGUUGCUGCGCGUAGAGAGAAACUGAAGCAGGCCUAUCUCAAGAAGCAGCGCGAGAAAUUGAUCGCUCAAGCCAAAGCAGCGCAAUUGCAAUGAUAAUAAAAAGUAAAGACGGUUGCAAAUAUGAUGAAGUUUAAGAUGGUUCCCGUCUUGAAGAUCAAAAGGUUAGAAGCCAUGGCUUACGGCAGGCAGAUAUGGUCUUCUUUCAUUCAUGUGUUGUUGGCCUUGCUGAGCUUAUUCCAUUUCACUUUCAAUCACAUCCGAGAUGGUCACACCAUGUAUAGAGUGAUGAACCCAAAGUUUGAGCUUCAAUUUUUUUUCCUUUACACUGAAUUGGAGGAUCUGAUCCAGUGUUUUUGUGCAAAACAUAGAACUUUGGGUGCUAUUUGGUAAAAUGUAAUGAAAUGAAUUGUACGGAGUAAUUGAAGCUGUGUUUAAAUUGACAUAAGUAAUGUUGUAGGGAGUUUUGGGCUGGAAUUUCAAUGAUAUGUGAUAUAUAAAUGUCAGGACUUUGA
Messenger RNA from Cuscuta campestris, 1498 nucleotides. The record is from the annotation of a GenBank genome assembly. Lineage: Eukaryota; Viridiplantae; Streptophyta; Magnoliopsida; Solanales; Convolvulaceae.